GCAUUGUGCUGACGUGGCAUAUAUAAAUAUGGUCGUGAUGAUGAUGAUACAAUCAUUGUUAAAUUGACAUAAAGUCUAAUUUCACGAAUUUACGAAUGAAUGCCUUAAAAUAGCAAUAUGAUUGUUUUUUUGCCGCUACUGUAAAUAUUAGAAUAUAAAUCAACCCAGAUGUAAGUAAAAACUUCGAAUUAAGUACUAUUUCACAGCCAUUUAAUAUGACACUUAAUUAAGAAAAUUAGUCUGAUUUGCUUCUGAUUUCUGACCUUUAACUUUUGUUUUUACAUUUACGUACUCAAAUGUAACAUAAAGGUUGUGCACCGCUGCAUUUAAGUGCAUUAUUUUGACGUUAUAAACAAUUAACAAGUGCUUCGUUUGUUGCAUCCUUUUUUAAUAUUUGAUAUUUUCUCAGUGAGAAAGAGACAAUGUUACAUAAUAAAUAAAUGUAAUGACUGACUUAAUAGCUCACAAGUACCAUAUGAUGCACAAUAAUAAUGGAUCUUAUGGCAGCGCGAGUGAUCUACUGGACAGCCAUGUGCUGGGGCGAGACAAGCUGGAGGAGCCCGCGAUGGAGAGAUCCACGAGGUCCAGCCUGGACGCCAACAGUGUUGACAUCGGUGAAAUAACUGAAUCUCCAGAUACUGAGUAUAUGAGUACGUCUGCUAUUCUACACUAUUGUAAAUCUAAGAUAUUGCUUCCGUAUCUUAAGCUUUUAACAAUAAUGGGAUUGCGUCCAGUCGUCGAUUCCUCGAAUUCCUCAAGAGUCUCCAUAUGUUUGUCACACUUCCAUUCUGCGCAAGUUGCAGUAUUUAUGUGUUUAGGAUACAUUCUUCAGUAUAUGGCAUGUUUCAGACGAGACCGAGGUUUCUGCUACAAGCUGGUGCCGCUGGCGCUGGAGUCCUCACUAGAGUACGAGACGUACAAGCAAGUGUGCUACGGGAACGUGACGCUGACGUACGUCGGGCCCAGCGUACUGCACUUCCUGGGGUUCCUCUACGCUCUCUAUUUGUUUAGAAUAUCCGAUAAUGAGCAGCUCCAGAAUCUUAUGGAAAGGGUAUUUCUGCUAUCGUCGUAUACACAGCAGGGCAUGGCCUCUGCCAACCCAAAGCGGCUCUUACGUCUGCUGUGGGCGUUCAUCAUACUGAGUGUGUUGUGGAUGUGCCUGUCGCUCUGUUCGGUCAACCUGAUGAUGGCUGAGGGUACUAUUAUGUUUCGGUGGAUGGAAGAAAGUGUUUUCAGUUCAAAACAAACCCUAUUAAUCCUGAAGAUCCUGCUGGUAGCAUGCACGCUGGUCCACGACAUGGUGCAGGCGACCAUCAUCACGAGCUACUGCCUGCAGGCGCAGCUGCUGCAGGCGCACCUCAUGUACCUCAAGGAGCGGCUGCUCAACAGAUCCACCACGCCACUCAACUGGAUGCGAGAGAUCGCAGAGUUCCAGAAGCUCCUCAAGUAUCUGAACGACGACCUGGCGCCGGCGGUGUGCCUGUUCACGAUCGUGAACAUCUCGUGGGUGGCGUCGGGCGCCAUGUGGAUGUACAGCCUGGACAAGGUCGACACGCAGACGGAGCCCAUCGUCGGCAUCAGUCUGCUCAACUUGCUGUUGUGGGUCUCGGCGGCUAUCGUGCCCUUUAUACAGGCAGCGCGCCUCUCAAAAGAGUGCCGGCGGACAGAGAGCGUAGGCCACGAGCUCUGCGUCCGUCCGUUCCUGCAUCAAGACACGCCGCACGAGGACGUCGCCGCCGUGCUCAUGUAUUCCACGACUCUGCGACUGCGCGCCAAGUUGUUCCACCAUCCUGUCGCCGGCCGAUAUCUCUGGCUAGUGCUCACAAUCACACUGGUUGGGCUGUUCUCGCUGGGCAUGUGCCAUUAUAUAUAACGAUAACGGCACGGCCAUCCUGCUAUUGGUCACGUCCCACUGGUACUCAGAAUCAGAAUUAAAGACUUGCGAGCGUGUGUUUAAUAAGAUUACCGCGUUACGGGAGCUCCGGCUACUGUUCAUAAUCACACUCUUUUUCUCUCUGGUCAGUCAGCAGCAGAAGUGGCUACGCUGGCCGUGUUCUAAGUUCUAACAAAUCUCUACACACUUAUUCUCUUAAUAAUUUUUAACAUAUUGCCCAAUUACCUGUUUCUGCUGCUGACUGGAUGUGCCAUUCAGAACUGCUACCUAUGGCUAGCCGCUAUCGGCUUUGAACACUUCAUAAUAUAUACAAACCUUAUCAAGUCUGGUUAGCUAACCGAAAUUAUUUUAGUUAAUGAUAUCAGCUAUUUUUAACCUUUUAACCGCCGUCGUCUGAUAUAUAAGGCACAUAAUAUCCAGCUCAUUUGCCGCAGUCUGAUAAAUAAGAGAAAACUUUGUGUAACUUCGUACCGGCGACGACACGAGCACGCUCGAUGAAAGAUUCUAAGCGUUAACCUUUUGACCGCCAAAGACGUCAUAUGUCGCGCGCGGCUACAGCCCAAUAUCAACCUUCAUGCGUACCGACAAGGUUCACGAUUACGCGCCGCGUAUGAUAGGCGUGGCGUCCAAAAGGUUAAAAGGGUAGAAUUCUUUCUCUAGACUGAAAUGGAAAUACUCUGAACUGGUUUGAGUUCGGACUUGCCUAUGUUUAAUUAUAAAAUUAGAAAUCUAGUUAAAUAAAUAGAUUUAGUAUGGAUUGUGAGUCCUCUGGCUGGAUUCCAUUAUUGUUAAUUUUAAAAGAAUGAAUGAAUAUAUUUUUUGAAAAUGACCAAAAGGUUUUGGUGUACAUUAAAUGUAACUUAACCUAAUGUUUUGUAAUGUCAAUGAAAUAAUAAAAUGCAUUUGAUUAAAUUAAA
Messenger RNA from Cydia pomonella (codling moth), 2811 nucleotides. RefSeq lists its product as uncharacterized. The transcript has 9 exons. Bases 446 to 1873 code for a protein of 475 amino acids. NCBI's taxonomy places the organism in Eukaryota, Metazoa, Arthropoda, Insecta, Lepidoptera, Tortricidae. The record is from RefSeq and is a predicted model, not a curated record.